Messenger RNA from Polychytrium aggregatum, 3141 nucleotides. Its product is annotated as sulfate transporter family-domain-containing protein. NCBI's taxonomy places the organism in Eukaryota, Fungi, Chytridiomycota, Chytridiomycetes, Polychytriales. The record is from RefSeq and is a predicted model, not a curated record. The transcript is spliced from 8 exons. Gene Ontology annotation, molecular function: sulfate transmembrane transporter activity. Gene Ontology annotation, biological process: transmembrane transport. Bases 1 to 3045 code for a protein of 1014 amino acids. Gene Ontology annotation, cellular component: membrane.
AUGGUCGGCCCAGCCCUUCGCAGGCGCACCAACCGCCUCAGCGCCAUUCGACAGGUCGGCGGACGCCAGGCCCUCGUCUCUGUUCAUGACUCUUUCAAGGACCACUUCCGGAGAGACCUCCUCGAGCUCAAGCUCAAGGCCCUCCGCGAAAGCCUGACCUGGGAACAUGUCAAAGGCUGGCUCGCCAGUACCUUUCCAAUUAUCCCGCAGAUCGGAUCCUACAAUCUCAAGCUCUUUGGCGAAGACAUGGUCGCCGCCCUGACCGUGGCCUUUGUUUUGAUUCCGCAGUCGAUUGCCUACAGCUCGCUUGCUGAGGUCCAGCCCAUCCGCGCACUCCUGUCGUCCGUCUUUCCGGUCAUCAUAUAUGCCAUCUUUGGCCAGUCCAAGCAGCUCUCUGUUGGUCCCGAGGCUCUUUCCAGUGUCCUGGUCGGCGUCACUGUUCUGACCGAGUCCCAGAAUGGCUACACCACUGAUCAACUCUCGUCCAGUCUGGCCUUCCUGGUCGGAAUCUUCCUGCUCAUCUUGGCUGCCCUACAGGCUGGUUUCAUCGACAACAUUCUCUCUGGAUAUCUGCUUACCGGGUUCGUCACGGGUGUAGCAUCUUUGAUCAUGGUCGAGCAGCUUCCUGAGCUGCUUGGCGUCAACGAUUUCCCGGCCGGCAGCCUCUCGACCAUCCAAAAGCUGGUUGAGGUGUGCAACCACCUGUCCACGACCAACUUCAAGACCCUGGCCUGCAGCAUCGUCAGCAUCGUCUUCCUGCUCCUCCUGCAGAUCGCAAAGAAAAAGUACGGCCACAAGAGCAUAUAUUUGCGACUGCUCCCCCAGAUUCUCGUCCUCGUGAUCAUCAUGAUCUCGGUCUCUGCCGCGGCCAACUUCAGCUCGCUGGGAAUCCGUGUUCUCGGCCAGUUCAACAACCAAGUAUCGCCUCCCACAAUGCCUCCGCUCAACUUCCCCAUGGUCCAACGGCUGAUCAAUCCAACCAUUAUCUUGACCAUCGUUGGGUUCGUCGAGUCCCAAACCGUGACCAAGAAGUUUGGUCUCAAAAACGAGUACUCGCCCUCGGGCAACCGCGAGCUGUUUGCCCUCGGUGCGGCCAAUCUCGUGGGCUCAUUCAUGGGCUGCUAUGUUACCUUUGGCUCCUUGCCCAGAUCCAGGAUCCUGGCGGUGGCUGGCGGGCGCACCACGCUCGCUGGUCUCUUCGCCGCCAUCUUGGUCCUGAUUGCCUUCCUGACCCUGGUGCCUGUGCUCAAGUUCUUGCCCAAGAGCACUCUGGCUUCGAUCGUCUUUGUCGCGGCCUACAAUCUCAUCGAGUGGGACGAGAUAUUCUUCGUUCUUCGUGUUCGGGGCUGGAUCGAGGUUGCUCUCUUCCUGAUUACCUUUGCCCUGACACUGACCACCGACAUCAGCGACGGUAUCGUCCUGUGCCUGCUGCUUGCUGCCCUCAUCAUCAUCAAGCACACCACUAUCGUUGACAUGUCUGUCCUGGGCUGGGUACCGAGUGGUCAUGCUGCCGAUGCCGGCGGUUACUUUGUCGACAUCAAGGAGCACCCUGAGGCUGAGCUCUUUGAGAAUGUCUUGAUCAUGAAGAUCGAGGCUCCCUUGAUGUUCUACAACUGCGGUACUCUCCAGCGCAAGAUCGAUCUGCUCAUCCACGCGGAGCGGAGAUUAGCCAUCAAACAUGCUCGCGAUGCCGACCCCCACUUCAGCGCUCCUAACCACGAGGAGGACUCGGAGCUCACCGACAGUGAUCCCGAGCUCGAUUUCGACGACUCUUCCGAUAUCGAUGAUGACUUGGACGACGUCAAUGCCGACACCAUCUACAACACCAUCGCCAACAUGAACGAUCACAUCCACGACGAUAGUUAUAUGCAUCCCAACCCCUCAAGAUCCGACCAGGAAGGUAUCCACUACCUCCACAACAAUGGCAGCCACUACAACUACUACCACGGCAACGACAGUCGCUACCGCCACCACUACUAUCAUCACCACUCUCCCAUUGACCACCACCAUGGCAUUGACCACCACCACGGCAUUGACCACCACCAUGGCUCGCCCAUUCCCUGUGCCGUCUGUGAGAGCCACCAAGCUCAUCAUGCGCUCGAAAACACGCUGCAGCCUGGCCCCGAUGGACAGGAAUAUCCUCCGCAGACUGCUGCUGAGCACGAUCAAGACCAUCGCGACAACCAGGACGAGGCCCCGCCACUGGAUGGCCAUGACGUGGGGCCCCAGACCGACAAAGCCCCAGAGUACCCUCAAACGAGCACAUCCGAGGCCGAAACAAAUGCUCGCGACGUUCCUGCUGGACCUGAGCUCAGCGAAACCGAUGGACGGCAUCUGCUUGGCGACGAAAGCGUCAACCCUAGUGUCCAAAACGUUGCCGGCUCCGACCAAAGCCAUCGCUCCACUCCACGAGACAGCACCGCCGUUAACGACAGCGAGCCUGGACCAUCAGCCGAGAGCACCCGGAAUGCGGCUCUCCCGAGCACGGCCCAGAGCGUGCGGAGCGCAUAUGCCGUCAACAACCUCGACAAUAUCAACAGCCCAAGCUCCAGCCACCGUCCUUCUUCUUCCCACCACCAGCUGGUCGGCCGCAUCCAUACGUACGCCAGCAGUCACGGCGGCCCAUCGGGCAGUCUCCGCCACACCCACAAGCCUCACUACAUUCUGAUUGACCUCAAGAGUAGCUCGGACAUGGACUCGGCCGCCACGCAUACGCUCAAGACUAUCACCCGCUCGUUCAAGCGGCGCAAGUUCUCGAUCUACUUUACUGGCCUGCGAGACUUCCACCAGGUCCUCUUCCGGCGCUCGGGGCUGUUGAAUUUGGUGGGAUCCGAGCACAUCUUCAAGACCAUCCCUGAGGGCAUCGAUGCCAUCGACCGCGAGGUUGAUCUGGAGGAUCGCCUGAGAUACAGCCGGGCCCAUGUUCCCCUCGAGCCCCCAUCGGCUCGAGUUCCGGCGACAGCCCCGGUGCCGACCGAGGCCAACGACCAAGAAGGCCGGACGGCAGAUGAGCUGAACCAUACCGUCACCAUCACUCCUAACUAAAGCCGGUCCUCGACAGGGCUCAGAGGGGACGAAAAACGGAGAAGCCGCGACUCCUUCCUUCUUUCCAUCCAUCCUUCCUUCCUCACAUAUGGAGGA